CAGGGAAAUGAAAUGCCAGGGUUCCUUCCGGUCAGAAGCGGAGGCGUCUAUUCCACCCCGCAAUCCAGUCUUUCCCAUCCCCCGCUGAGAAUUGCCCAGUCGGGACUAGCGCCAUCUCUGGAUGCCGCGUGGCUGGACUCCAAAAGUUCCCAACUUCUUCCCGACUGCGCGAUCCUUUGUCUACUCCUGCUCGACCAGACUGAUUUCUGUCUGUUCCUUGCCCGCCACUGAGGUCACUUCGGGAGUUGGCAUUCGGCCCAAUUCCUCCUUCACCCUCUCACAGACCUCCUUUCCCUAGUGGCGGACGGGUCCCAUUCCCCCAACCCCCGGCCUUAAUUCCCCUCAUCCCUGAGCUUGUUGCCAGUUACACAACGCACUAACUAGAUUCACCUCGCGCGGGUUGCUACCUUCGUCCCGAUUCCCUUGGUUCCAUUGCAUCUGUUGGCUCGGAUAAUUCACUGUCCCCGUUCAGUCUAAACUCAAGGCCACGGUGACUGUUUGUUGGUUCCUGCGCCCUGGUUCCCUCCCCCGCUUGCUGGUCAGGCGGCCGUCAUGAGGUAAAUAAAAAGAAAUAAUAAGAUUUUUUCUUUGCCUGUAUAAUAUAUAAAAGCGUGCUAUGCUUCCUUCCUCCGCCGCUCCCAGCCAGGGUUCCUCUCAGCUUGGACGCCGCUUCCGGUCUUUUCUCUGUCCUGCCCGCUUCUUCUCCCCUCGCCUCUUCUACGUCUACUGCUUGAUCUUCCUAUCCAUCACUGCUCUCAUUGGAGUCAAGAUGCAUCUGAAAAGCUACCUGCCCGUUGCCCUUCUCGGGGUGCCGGCACUGGCGCAAUCUCCGCCCUCUUCGUCCGCUUCAGACCCCUUCAAGGUCUACACCAUCAGCGCUCAGAACAUCACCGCCAAAGUGAUUCCCUACGGCGCGCGUCUGACCUCGCUCCUGGUUCCAGACCGUCAUGGCAAACCACAGGACAUCGUUGUGGGCUAUGAUGACCCCAAAGACUACCUGAAGGACACCGAGACCAACCACACCUUCUUCGGGGCUGUCGUCGGCCGCUACGCCAACCGUAUCAAGAACGGCACCUUCGAGGUCGAUUCGACCAAGUACCAGAUUGCCACCAAUGAGAACGGCGGUGCCGACACCCUGCACGGCGGCAAGGUCGGCUACGACGCCCGCAACUGGACCGUCACCUCGCACACCAACACCUCUGUCACCCUCACCCUGUAUGACCGCGGGCUGGAGAAGUUCCCCGGCGAUGUCAUCACCCACGCCGUCUUCGCCGUCGACAGCACCCCGUCCGCCGACAACCCGGCCGGCCUCCCCCAGCUGACCACCAAGCUGAUCUCGCUGGCCCUCACCGAGACCACCCCCAUCAUGCUCUCCAACCACAUCUACUGGAACCUGAACGCCUUCCAGAAACCCACCAUCCUCAACGACACCUUCCUCCAGCUGCCGCACUCCCACCGCCUCAUCGGCACCGACGGCAUCCUCAUCCCCAAUGGCACCCUCCUCGGCGUCGACUCCUACAAGGGCAGCCCCGACUUCACCCAAGGAAAGCUCGUCGGCCGCGACCUCAAGGACACCGAGGGCCUCUGCGGCGACGACUGCACCGGCUACGACAACUGCUUCAUCGUCGACCGCCCCGCGCAGUCCGCCGCCGCAAACUCGCUAGUCCCCGUGCUGCGCGCCAACUCCUCCGCCACGGCCAUCAGCCUCGAGGUCGCCACCAACCAGCAAGCCGUCCAGAUCUACUCCUGCAACGGCCAGAACGGCACCAUCCCCAUUAAACCGUCGCAGGCGAAGAAGAACAAGGACGCCAAGAUCGACGGCCCCAAGGGCGUCAACAAGUACGGGUGUCUCGUUAUCGAGCCUGAGGGCUGGAUCGAUGGCAUUAAUAACCCCGAAUGGGGCCAGUUGGGUGAUCAGAUCUUUUCGCCGCAGAGCGCGCCGGCGGUGAACUGGGCGACGUAUAAGUUUGGGACGGUCUGAUUCUACUCUGCUCUAUUCUGUUCAAGGCUGGGGAGACGGGCUAUUAAUCACUUGUUCUUAAUUUUCGAUUUCAUUCUCAUGUCACGUCGUUUCUUAUCUUGAGCGUUCUCAACUACCUCCAUGUACAUACUCGUGGGCUGUCAAUAAUCGGACCAGCAAUUGAGGACUUUUAAUG
Aspergillus melleus is the source of this 2156-nucleotide messenger RNA. RefSeq names its product aldose epimerase family protein. NCBI's taxonomy places the organism in Eukaryota, Fungi, Ascomycota, Eurotiomycetes, Eurotiales, Aspergillaceae. The coding region runs from base 617 to 1981 and encodes 454 amino acids. The transcript has a single exon. Gene Ontology annotation, molecular function: carbohydrate binding; aldose 1-epimerase activity. The record is from RefSeq and is a predicted model, not a curated record. Gene Ontology annotation, biological process: glucose metabolic process; beta-D-galactose catabolic process via UDP-galactose, Leloir pathway.